Molecule: messenger RNA, 4080 nt
Organism: Gavialis gangeticus (Gharial)
Lineage: Eukaryota; Metazoa; Chordata; Crocodylia; Gavialidae
Gene: TNFSF8
Product: tumor necrosis factor superfamily member 8
Exons: 4
Coding region: 207-956 (249 amino acids)
Biological process (GO): immune response; CD8-positive, alpha-beta T cell differentiation
Cellular component (GO): membrane
Molecular function (GO): tumor necrosis factor receptor binding
Source: RefSeq, a predicted model, not a curated record
CCUCCGAUGCAGCAUGCGAGAUUGCCGUCGUGAAAUCCCUGAUCAAGAAUAUGAAGCGUCUUCCCCUCUUCGCAGCUGCGUCCUGCCUCACGCCCCCAGGUCCAUUUUUCUUCGUACGGCGAAUGAUGAAGCUUUUUUUCCAGAUCACAUGAGCCAGGAUGAAGGGGGAAAAUCCUGCUAGGAACCAAGAUGGGCUACAAGUUUGAAUGCGAUCAAGGGGAGAUACAGAUUGUUACACUGAAGACUAUAAAAGAAUGUGCUCACCACAAGAGCAAACAUUUUUCCAGGUGAAUGACUCUCAUGAAGCAGCCAUAAAGAUGACUGAAGACUCUGUUUCAAGGAGGCCCGUGGCCACUGACAAAUCGUAUUUCUAUUUCACCACUGCUUUCCUCUCUGUCUGCCUCGUGUUUGCCCUAGCAACCAUCAUGAUCUUAAUCGUUCAGAAGACGGGGCCUACUCCUGAAAAGCCAGGCAAUACACUUCAUUUUGUGGGAGGAAAUGAUUCAGAACUCUUUUUAAGAAUCCUAAAGAAUGUUCCAUUUAAGACAGCUGCUGCAUACAUGAGAGCAUUAAAACCAAAUAAUACAGAGCUGAAAUGGACUGAGUAUGGUGUUCGUCAAGAUAUCCAGUUCCACGAGGGAAUUCCAGUGAUCCAGACACAGGGCCUUUACUUGAUCUUUUGCCACUUGAACUUUAAUAUACACAACUGCUCAGGCGACACAAUAGACAUAAAACUGCAGAUGUUUGUGAAUGGUGAUCCCAGAAGGCAAACAAUAAACACGCUGUGUACAUCAAAUGAGGUCUCUAAAAGGAUUUACAAGGAGUUCUUUCAACUUUUUCUGGAGUACCUAAAUGUGAAUGACCGAAUAUCAGUACAAAUUGAUAAGUACCAGUAUUUGGAUUUUGCUGUUCUUCCCAAUGAAAACGUUCUUGGGGUCUUCAGGUACAGUAAUUAAUAUAAUGUGAGGAUUGCCCUAUUUCCUCAUUACAGCUCAGAAUAUCAAUAACUUGACUCUGGACAAUACCUUAUUUAAAUUGACACAUUUUACUUCAUCACUAGGGUAAACAAGGAACUUUCAACAUGAAAUCAAAAAACACUGCAAAGCAUGAUCCUGAUAGAUGUAGUAAGACACUGAACUUUCUCAGGGUGGGAUUGCCCUGCUAUAAACAAACAAAAAAAAAACCAACACCCCCCCAACCUAUUAUUGCAAGACUGUCUGGCAGGAAUGAGACUAUCAAAUAACUCACAAGCAAGGCAAUGAUUCCCUAAAGCAACAUUACAUAAAAACAAACAGGCAAAAUCCCAGCCAGGCUCUAAAAUCCAUGUUCCAUGUUGAGAUUAAUCUGCUAUCUUCCUUGCAAAGAAACAGCUGGCCAAAAUGAUUAUCAUGGGGAGACUGAGACAUCUUUUCAUCUGAACUACUUACUUACAUAAUAUUUUGAGCUACUCUUUCCAAAACUAACAGUCAAGACUAAUAUCUAAUGCUUUCUUUACAACUAUAGCAACUUUAAAUCUGUGAGUAGCCUUCAACAGAAUCAUUGAAAGUACAGAUGAGAAGAAAAUAUGGGAAGAGACAAAGUGGAGUCCAGAAGUCAAAGUACUGUGCUGGGAUGGAGGAGACCUGUGCUCUCUGCCACAUUCUGUUACUGGCUUUCUGUGCAAUUUUGUUUUCCAUUUGAUUAUGUGUUGUAUUAAAAUCGUUAGCUCUUUGGGACAAGUGCUAAAUGUUUGUAUCCUGCCCAGAAAAAAUGGCACCCUGAUCUCAAACAUGGCCACUAGGGGCCCCAAUAUUAGCAAAUAUUAAAUUAAUAAUAAUUUGGAUAGUGUGCAAUAUAAGAGUAGUCCUUUACAAUGCAAGUUCUAGUGCUGUUUCCAGUCCAGUUUUAAAAGGACAUAAAUGUAUAUCAACCCUGCUUAUCAGGGUCUUAGAGAAGGAAUAGCCCACAUUUAAUGUGUGAAACUUUGUGACCAGCUGUCUGAAUUCCCAUAUUUGAGAAAGUUUGGUUAUGACCCACUACAAAGAUAGUCCUAAAUUCUCUAUAUGUAUGAAAUAAUCGAAAAAUGUUUGCUAGAAAUUUAAUUCCUAUAACCACGGGACCAGCAGAUAUCGAAAAGUAAAGAAAGAUCAGAUCUGUUAUCAUUACAAGCCUAUUGGUGUAAGCCUUUUCUAAACUGACUAUGUUUGUUUUAAUCACUUGAUUACAGCUGGGUAAACUAUUAAUAACAACCCAUUUAUACAGUGAAUUUAGCUCCCUUUUGUAUUUGAAUUAUCCCGAAGCAAAAUUCAAAUUUUACUAAUUGUUUUAUUAUUCAGGUUCAUCUAAUGAAAGGUUUGUAUGAGCACAUCCAAAAUAUGCAUAACGUACUCCUUGUGUCAUGUGACUGAUCGCAUAAGUCAUAAGAUAUGUUUUUAUUUCUCCCUCACUAGUGGAGUAACUUCCAAACGCAAAAAGUGCUUUCAAAAUGCUUAUGCAGAACAUAUCCAGUUAAUUCAUGCAAAUUUGCAAUUGCACAAAUAUACACAUGCAAGUAUGUGUUUAUGCAACAACUAACACAACUUUCCCUGUUUUGAUGUACAGUGUCAAAAAAUGAACAACAGGGAUUCCAGGUACCUUGGAAAUAAAUUCCUCCACCCCCUCUUCUUUUUAUUAAAAACAGUACAUUUGUAUAGCAUUUGCCUAGCUCUGCACAUGUACGUUGCCUUCAGACCAUCACUUGCAUCUGAGCAAUUCUCCAGGCCUAAAAACAUUAACCAUCUAUGAAUGUUUUUGUAACUAACAUAUUUCCUCACUGCACCCAUGUACCAUAUGACCCAGAGCAAGUGAAAAGGCCCAUAACUCAGUGGAAUUGUUAUCAAGUUCAGAUUUCUCAGAUAUGAGUUUGCUGUUUGGGGAUCAUGACUUCUAGAAUGCGGAAAAGGUAGCAAAUGAAUACAGGGAAGCAUUUACACAAAAAAGAGAUUUUGAAUUGGAAAAGGAUAGUUCUUUAAAAAUGUUCCUCUUUACAGAUUAUUAUAUUCUGUUAUUUCAGCAGAGGGAGAAACUCAUGAAAUAGCUGUGCUUGGCUGAUCAGCCCCUGGCCUUGUGCUAUCACAGGCCAGAACAAUCUGGCCCUUCCUCUGCCACCUUGAAGAAAUAAGCAUAAAUUAUAGUCAUAAAAACAGAUCAUGAUCAGGGUACAUUUUUGUCAUCAGUUAUAUGCAUGUCAAACAGGGUUCCUUAAAACAAAGCCCUAAGCCAAGCACCGGUCUCCCCCCUUCAUUGCAGACUCCAAGUCAUUUUAUUAUUUCAUUAUUUCCCCCUCAUCUAGUUUUCUGAUACGUUCAUUUUGGACUAUAUUGCUGUAAUCAUAAAAGCCUAAUCUGAUCCCUGAACUAGAACAUGCCAUUUCUACAAUGUCAGUAGUGCUGUGGAGGAAAUGUUAUUCUACAGACUGAGCUUUCACUGACUGCAGAAUACCAAACGCUCAAAUCAUCACCUUUAAGAAGAUUCCUUUCUUUUAGACCUCCCAAACUUGGUCUUCCCCAUGUAGGUCCCAAAGUUGUUCUUACCCAGGCAACACUCAAAAAGGCCUCUAGAACUUUUGGUCAUCAGUAGGGUCUUUAAUUCUGUCUUUCUCAAUGUAAGAACUCCCCCAAGUAUCUACUCUGAGUUCCCCCCAUAGGCCAGACCAGACUACCAAAGGCUACCAAAGUCACUUAAGGCUGUUGAAAAUCCCUUUCCCAUCUUCACAUGUGGCAAAUAUGGCCUUCUGAGCUUAUGUUCCCUUGCUAACUUGAUCAGUAACAGGAAGUCUCAGAAGUCUCACAAGGAAGUCUGAUCUCUUGAAGUUUCUAAACCAUUGUCAAAGGGUAGAACGGUUGUCUGAAUUGUUUUUGACUUGCAUCUAUGGAUGUUUGAACAUUUGUUGGUACUUAGGGAUGAGAUUUUCAAAAGUGUAUAGCAUCGCUCUCUUUCCUUUUGCUGUAAUGGGGAGCUCUAUCACUGAUUCCAAUAGAAUCAAGUUAACACUGAGCACGUUUACACGAGAUGCUGACUGUGCACUGGCCUAAUAACACUGUGCAGUAGCGUGUCACAGCA